This is a messenger RNA of Drosophila elegans, 3903 nucleotides long. It is a transcript of the gene mus201, whose product is annotated as DNA repair protein complementing XP-G cells. Gene Ontology annotation, cellular component: nucleus. Lineage: Eukaryota; Metazoa; Arthropoda; Insecta; Diptera; Drosophilidae. The record is from RefSeq and is a predicted model, not a curated record. Bases 94 to 3864 code for a protein of 1256 amino acids. Gene Ontology annotation, molecular function: single-stranded DNA binding; DNA endonuclease activity. The transcript is spliced from 4 exons. Gene Ontology annotation, biological process: nucleotide-excision repair.
CUGUCUGAAUUGGAAACCGCGUCCCAAGCUCGUUGCUUCCGUUUGAUAAUUUAUUAUAUUGCAUGUUUUAUAUUAAUAAUCUAAAUUCAAGCAAUGGGAGUUACGGGCCUGUGGAAGCUAAUCGAGCCGUGCGGCAAGCCAGUUCCCGUAGAAACCCUGGAGGGUAAAAUCCUGGCAGUGGAUAUUUCCAUUUGGUUGCAUCAGGUGGUGAAGGGCUUUCAGGACAACAAGGGCUCGGCCCUGAGUAAUGCCCAUUUACUGGGACUGUUCCACCGCCUCUGCAAGUUGCUGUAUUACCGCGUACGACCGGUGUUCAUUUUUGAUGGAUGUGUGCCGCAGCUCAAAAGGGAAACCAUUGCCCGUCGCCAGCAGCAACGGAAUAAGCUUAGCAAUGAAGCCGAUCGCAUUCAGGCCUUGCUCCUGCAGUCCCUGGCCAAGGAGAAGGUAGUGCAGCAGGCACUGGGCAAAAAUGCGGAGCUGCUGCUCAAGUCACCGGUUAAGAGACCGCCUCCAGCGAAGAAGAACGAUGAGGAUGACAUGUUCAAGCUGCCGGAACUGCCGGCGUCGUCGUCUGUGGGGCAGGAUGAUCAGAAUGCAAGUGAACAGGAUACCAGUGCCUCGGAUAGCUCCUUUGAUGAGUCCACCGCUCGUCAUUGCUACAACUCUAGUCUGCAGGCCAUCGAUGUGAAGAGCCAGCACUUUCGCAAUCUGCCCGCCGAUGUGCGGCACGAGAUCCUCACCGACAUCAAGGAGACGCGAAAGCAAUCUUCCUGGGGGCGCCUGCACGAGCUACCCGCCCGCAGCGAUGAUUUCUGCUCCUUCCAGAUGAAGCGUCUGCUCAAGCGUCGCGCUGUUCAGGAAAGCCUGGAGCAGGCCGAACAAGAGAUGGGCGGUGUCGCACUCACCUAUUCGCAAUUAUGCGAUUUCUUCAACGAGGAGGGCAUCGUCACGCCCACGGCCAUUGAGCAGAGCACGCGACAGAUCAGUUCCGAUGAGCACACUCGAUUCCUGCUGGUCAGGGAUCUCAAGAAGAAGGCCCUGGAGAGCAUCAAGCAGGAGGUAAAGAUGGAGACGAUUGAGGAGGUGCCCGCAGAGGACGAUGAGAAGCCAAGCACUUCGGCGAAGCAAGAGGAUGAAAAGCCAAGCACUUCCACCAAAAAGGAGCCCGAAGAAAGCACUGAUUUGGGUACGGAGUUCGAUGAGGAUUUGGCCAAGGCAUUGUCCAUGUCUAUGGAGGAGACCAAAGUGUACGACGAGAAGGACUAUGAUUACGAUUCGGACCAAGAGCUGCGUCUUAACCGGGCACAAAGCAAGCAAUUGCGACAUGCGGCCAAGGGACCUGCUAGGGCAUAUAUGAUCGAGUACGGCGGAAUGAACGUUGAGGAGGUGGGCAACAUCAUGGAGGCCACUCAGCUCAAUGACACCCAAAGUCUGGAGAAGUUGCUUGAGAUCACCACAGUCCAGAGUGAUAUGGCUAACGAUUCGAUCGAGGAGGCCAAACUAAUAUCCCAAGCUAUUGAAGAAAGCAAACAAUUAUCGCAAGCGAUUGAGGAAAGCAAAAAGACUUUGAGCGAGGACAAGGUGGAGAUUGUGGAUACAGAUACUGACUCGGAUUUGGAGGAAGUUGUGGAAGACCGAGAGCCAAGUAAGGGUAAAGAGAGUCUUGAGAUUUGUGUCGACAUCACCGAGGACCUAAAGGACUCCAACGAUUUAUUCGCGGAUAUAUUUAUGAAGGAUGAUGAUGCCAAGAAAAAAACUGAAAGCGAUGAUGAUGAUGAUGACGACUUCAUUGAGGUUAAAGAUAGUGAGGAAAUGGUGUUGGAUUCCCAAAAUGAAGCUAAGGCAGUUAUUAAUAAAAGCAUUCAAGAAAAUCCUCAAAAAAAUAAAAGUUUUGAUGAAAUUAUUGAAUUAAAAGACAGCCAAGAACAGAUUACUGAAGAAGUUAAAAAUAAACCUGAUCUAGACUCCAUAUUGAGUGAUCUUAAGAAGGAAACUGCCGCUGUUAAAAACAUUCAACUGAAUUUAAGUGGGGAAACAGAUCCAAAACCAAAGGUUGAACUCAGUUCAAUAUUAGACGAUCUAAAAGUAAAGAUGGCCGAAGUGAAAAACAUCAGUCUGGAUCAAGUGAAACUAAGCAACAGUGCGUCCAUUGUGUUAUCCUCCGACGAUGAAGGGGCAAUCAAAAUUACAAAAACAGUUUCAAAGGAUGAGGUAAUUGAGUUGUGCGACAGUGACGAUAACAAAAAGAAUCGCAUAUCACCAAACAAAACGCCCAGCAAGAACAAGUCCAUCAAGGACUUCUUCGACACCAGUUACGUGGUUAAGCGAACGCCCGACAAAUCUCCAGUGGCGGAUGAAACUCCGCCGGGAACACCCAAAACUCCGAAACCCUUCUUCAGGAAGCGAACACCAAAGUCCGGACGGAAAAGGGCCAACGAUGGGGCGGAGGAUAGUGAUGACGGAGUUUCACCCACCAAAAGGUCCAGUAAGGCUUCAAAAUCACUCUUCGAGCCAAAGGAGACGGAAACGGAAAAGACUAUAGAUCCUCAGGAUAUUCUUAAAGAUGCAGCCGAGGCUUUAAAGUCGCAGAAGACCUCCGAGGAGCUGCAGGAGAUGGCCAGCAACCUGGCCCAGGAACGGAAGGAGCUGGAGAUGGAGCGCAAUCGGCAGGACCGCAUGGGCAUGUCCAUUAGCCAACGCAUGAGCAUCGAUUGCCAAGAGCUGCUGCGUCUCUUUGGCAUUCCCUACAUUGUUGCACCCAUGGAGGCGGAGGCGCAGUGUGCCUUCCUCAAUGCCACGGAUCUCACCCAUGGCACCAUCACCGAUGACAGUGAUAUUUGGCUGUUCGGCGGUCGAACCGUCUACAAAAACUUCUUUGCCCAGAACAAACAUGUGUUGGAAUUCCGUUCGGAGCAAAUUGAGCAAACGUUCAACUGCAACCGGGGCAAACUUAUCCAGUUGGCUUGUUUGGUGGGCAGUGACUACACCACCGGUAUCCAUGGCAUUGGUGCUGUGACGGCCCUGGAAAUACUGGCCUCCUUUUCCGGACAGGACAAUGGUGCCCCGGAUGUGUGCAACCAAUCGGUGUUGCAGACAUUGAUUAAGUUUCGUGACUGGUGGCAGGCACACAAGAGUAGCAAUCUACCUCCGGGCAGCUCAGCUCGUCUUUCUCUUCGCAAAAAGCUGAAAAACAUCGAACUGCACGAGGGAUUCCCAAACGGAGCCGUGGUGGAGGCUUACCUGGCGCCCACAAUUGAUGACAAUCGGGAUGCCUUUAGUUGGGGCACACCGGAUGUGGAAUCAAUCAGGGAAUUCACACGAAAGUCUUUCGGCUGGACCACUUCGAAGACAGAUGACAUUCUCAUGCCCGUUAUGAAGAAGAUCAAUGAGAAGAAAAUACAGAACUCCAUACGAAACUACUUUACGGCCAAGAGUGCACUGCGAGUUCAGCAACCGCUGGUCAGCAAACGAGUGCAACUGGCCAUUGACCGGAUGUCGGGAAAGAUCGAAGAGGCGACUCCCGAGAAGCCAAAGAAGGUGACACGCGCUAAACGGGCAAAGGCAGCGUCGGCGGCAGAUGAUGAUGUAUCCAAUGCGGAGGACGAGACUUCCAAGACUUCCCGUCCCAAGCGGUGCAAACGCAAGGCUGCAGCCACAAUUGGUUCAGAAGUGGCGGAUGCGGAACAACCUUCCUCCUCCACUUCCACUUUGCAGUCAGUCUCAAGGCCAGAAAAAUGUCCUCGGAUACCCAAUACCGUAGAAGUUAUCCCGCAGCGAGAAAAGGACCUGGAGCAGAUGCGUUUGUACAAGGCCAAAGCGGCGGAGAUUCUCAAAAAGUCAGCCAAGGCCAACAACAAAAAAUAAAGCUAGCAAAAAUCUAUUAAAUCGAACUUUAAGCAUUCA